This is a messenger RNA of Parnassius mnemosyne (clouded apollo), 477 nucleotides long. Lineage: Eukaryota; Metazoa; Arthropoda; Insecta; Lepidoptera; Papilionidae. The record is from the annotation of a GenBank genome assembly.
AUGGUGCUAACUAGUGCUUACUAUUUAAACGUUUUAAACAGCCUACGCUCCGGUCUUGAAAGCAACAUACUUACUUGCAUCGGUUUGAAUUUAGAAAACAUAUUUCCCAAACUGUGUAAAGCCUGCGAAAACAAUAAGAUGGCUGCAAUUCCUCCGUCGGCAUUUUCUGCAGGUCGUAUCCGUGAAACAGAGCGGAACAUGAAAUUAUCGAACAUCAAUAAAGGAAACCCUUCACCUAAAUAUUUCAACAAUAAUGUUACAGAGCUAACUCCGCUGAAAUAUAACAGCAAGUUGAUGAACAGUAUCUGGGGAUUUUACAACCGCUACUCGCCACACAACGUGAAGAAAGUUAAUGACGCCAUUUCCUUUAAUGGGGAAUUGCAGCAAUCUGCUGUCAAUUCCUCUACCAAAAAUGAACCUAUGAUAGUUUUACCUACACCCAAACUCGAUAAUGUUUGGGCUACAAUCAAUGUUUAA